CCGGGGAGGGAGCGCGCGGCGGGACGGGCGGGGGCGGUGUAGCCCGGCAGCCGCCGAGGCUUCCGUCUCGCUUGCUCUCUCGCUCGCUCGCUCCUCUGUCUUGCUCGCUCGCGCAGCGGCGGCAGCAGAGGUCGCGCACAGAUGCGGGUUAGACUGGCGGGGGGAGGAGGCGGAGGAGGGAAGGAAGCUGCAUGCAUGAGACCCACAGACUCUCGCAAGCUGGAUGCCCUCUGUGGAUGAAAGAUGUAUCAUGGAAUGAACCCGAGCAAUGGAGAUGGGUUUCUAGAGCAGCAGCUGCAGCAGCAGCAGCCUCAGUCUCCCCAGAGACUCUUGGCGGUGAUCCUGUGGUUUCAACUGGCGCUGUGCUUUGGCCCUGCACAGCUCACGGGUGGGUUUGAUGACCUCAACGUGUGUGCCGACCCGGGCGUCCCAGAGAAUGGCUUCAGGACCCCUAGCGGAGGAGUUUUCUUCGAAAGCUCAGUAACCCGGUUUCACUGCCAAGACGGAUUCAGACUGAAGGGCUCUACAAAGCGACUGUGUAUGAAACAUUUUAAUGGGACCCUAGGCUGGGUCCCAAGUGACAAACCUGUCUGCAUACAAGAAGACUGCCGCAUCCCCCAAAUUGAAGAUGCUGAGAUUCAUAACAAGACAUACAGACACGGAGAUAAGUUAAUCAUCAACUGUCAUGAGGGAUUCAAGAUCCGGUACCCUGACCUGUACAACCUGGUUUCGUUAUGUCGUGACGAUGGGACGUGGGAUAACCUGCCCAUCUGUCAAGGCUGCCUGAGACCUCUAGCCUCUUCCAAUGGCUACGUGAACAUCUCCGAGUUCCAGACCUCCUUCCCUGUGGGAACUGUGAUCGCUUAUCGCUGCUUCCCUGGAUUUAAACUCGAGGGUUCCGAGAACCUCGAGUGCUUACACAACCUUAUCUGGACGUCCAGCCCACCCCGGUGCCUUGCUCUGGAAGCCCAAGUUUGUCCACUACCUCCUAUGGUAAGUCACGGAGAUUUCAUCUGCCACCCGAGGCCUUGUGAGCGCUACAACCAUGGGACUGUGGUGGAGUUCUACUGUGACCCUGGCUACAGCCUCACCAGUGACUACAAGUACAUCACCUGCCAGUAUGGAGAGUGGUUUCCUUCCUACCAAGUCUACUGCAUCAAAUCAGAACAAACGUGGCCCAGCACCCACGAGACCCUCCUGACCACGUGGAAGAUUGUGGCGUUCACAGCCACCAGUGUGCUGCUGGUGUUACUGCUCGUCAUCCUGGCCAGAAUGUUCCAGACCAAGUUCAAGGCCCACUUCCCCCCCAGGGGUCCCCCCAGGAGUUCCAGCAGUGACCCCGACUUCGUGGUCGUGGACGGAGUGCCUGUCAUGCUCCCGACCUAUGACGAGGCUGUGAACGGUAGCUCGAGUGCCUUAGGCCCCGGGUACGUGGCCUCCGUGGGCCAGGGCUGUCCUUUACCUGUGGAUGACCAGAGCCCUCCAGCGUACCCGGGCUCCGGGGACACCGACACAGGCCCUGGGGAGUCAGAAACCUGUGACAGUACCUCGGGUUCCUCCGAGAUGCUCCAGAGUCUAUAUUCACCCCCCAUGUGCCAAGGGGGCAGCCGCCCUGCCCCAGACACCCCUGACACGAUUUCAAGCACAGCUGGGGAGGUGGCAUCCACAAGCCCGGGCAUCGACAUUGCAGAUGAGAUCCCGCUCAUGGAAGAGGAUCCCUAGUCUGGUGACUUCCUGCUAAUCCCACUGUCCCCUUUGGGGAGAAGAGCCUUGAACCUUGAAGAGAGACCACGGGAGGACAAAGCUUGGGAACCAGGGGGCAUUUUUAAUCUAUCUACAUAAGGACAGUGAUUCAUACCAUACAUCUCCAGAAGGACUGUGGGUCUGGCCGACAGCCAUGGCGGUGCUUUCAAAUGAGACUCAAGGGUUUAUCAUGACCUGCAGGGAACUGAGGGCAGGGGGGACUCUCUCUGCCUCACCCCUGUGUUAGAGCUGUGUGUCUCUUACUACAGAGCGUGAGACUAUGCCACGCACAUCCUGUUGCUUCUGCUAACAGCACUUCCUGCUCCUCUGAAAGCAUGUCACAUUGUAUAAAUUUGCUUCUAGAAUCUGCUUUGAACUGUCUAGGGACUUUAGAUCUGGACAGGUCAGCCUCUGUAAAAAAAAAAAAAACCCACAUUGACCUGCAAACCCAAGAGCAGAUCCUCUCCUUGCCCUUCUUAGUAAGGGACGGGCUCUCAAGGAAAGACUCUCAUGUGACACUCAGACCAUCUCUUACACCUGGACAGCCGGUCAAAGCAGGAUGUGGCUGUUUGAACGAGAAAGGAAAGGAUAAACAAGCCAACUCUGCUUUCUGGAAAUUUCUUCAUGCCAAGCCCCCAUGCUCUGUGCUGCCCCCUGGUGACGUGUUUGUAUUCGUGGUCUGGCAGUGGACCUGUGGUGUGGAAUAGACCUGUGGCUUUACACCUGGUGAGAACACGUUCAGAUGCAUCUUGUGGUGGACCCCGUAACCUGGUCAUGUUUGGUUUUGGCAUUUGGCAGACUCUACUCACAUUUAUCUGCUCAUGCCUUCCUAUGUGGGUCAUUGCUGUCACGUUACCCCGACCCUAAAACCCAACCAUUCUUUUAUUUUCCAAAAUGGAAAGUUUCUGUAAACACGGUCUGCAUUUGGAGGGAGAAGGAAGCGUGAUCUUUUGUGACCACUCCCAGCCCCUCAGCUCUCUUUUUUGUCCUGCUCAGUCCAAAGGCUGGCCUCCCAGCCCCAAGCCACCCUGCCCUCUUGUUUUCAGGGGGCCUUUGGCCCUGCCUGCCUGCCAUCCCAUAUUUCCAUGAGGGUCUCAUGGCACCCACUGGGUGUUGUGCCUAAGCAAUUGAUUGAUUUUUUUUUUAAAGACCCUCAAGUCCAAAAGUGUCUCUUCAAAUCCAUGUUGGUCCAUGGUGUUGUUCCCAUCCCUCCUCUGGAUUGUAGACAAAUAUAAACAAAACUCUCAUUCAUAAAAAUCACUGUGCUGCUAGAGCAGCGAGGGCCGGGGGCUUGAUCGAAUCCUGUUUUCUCUCAACACAGACUGAUUAAAAACUAAAAAGAAAAA
Molecule: messenger RNA, 3089 nt
Organism: Mus pahari (shrew mouse)
Lineage: Eukaryota; Metazoa; Chordata; Mammalia; Rodentia; Muridae
Gene: Susd4
Product: sushi domain containing 4
Exons: 9
Coding region: 244-1722 (492 amino acids)
Biological process (GO): negative regulation of complement activation, alternative pathway; negative regulation of complement activation, classical pathway
Source: RefSeq, a predicted model, not a curated record